Messenger RNA from Cokeromyces recurvatus, 1512 nucleotides. RefSeq lists its product as uncharacterized. The transcript is spliced from 4 exons. NCBI's taxonomy places the organism in Eukaryota, Fungi, Mucoromycota, Mucoromycetes, Mucorales, Mucoraceae. The coding region runs from base 91 to 1476 and encodes 461 amino acids. The record is from RefSeq and is a predicted model, not a curated record.
CAGCGAUUUGUUUGGCUCUCUAACUGAAAAAAAAAAGAGAGUAUUAACAAAAGUAUUUUUUUUUUAAAAAAAAAAGAGUCAAAAACAAUUAUGGAAAAUAUAAAAAGUGAAGAACCUACUGUGACUUCUUCCAAUAGUGAGACUGCCACUACUACUACUACAAACAAUAAUAAUACCAUUGCUGUGACUAGUAGUAGUCCCACAACAACUUCAUCAGCCUUUCAACCAUUUCAACAAUUACAUGAAGCAGUAUUAGCUGCUGUCAAUAGUCAUACUGCUACCAUCCCUAGUAAUAUUUUUUCCGCUGCUGUAGCUGCUGCUGCUGCGGGCAAUAAUGUAGCCAUCCAUCCUCCUCCUCCCCCUUCUUCUUCUCAAUCAUUCACUCAACAACCACAAACACAGCCACGUCGUACUGCUUUAAGUGAAAUGGACGAAGCCAAAAAAGCAAGUAUACGUGCUUCUAAUAGGGAAAGAAAGAAGAAAUGGCGUAUUCAUAAUGAAGAAAGAAAUAAAGACAAUGAUUUAAGAUGUAGAGUUAAUAAAAGAGCUACUAAAUUAUAUGGACCAGAAGAUACACCAGAGAAACGACAAUGGGUUAAAGAAGAAUUUGAAAAGCGUCGUCAAAAACGUAUGGAUAAAGAACGUAGAAAACAUAUUGUAAAUAAUGUAUUGUCUGUACCCGGAACAACAACAGAUACUACUGCUACCACAACUGAAACCAAUUCUAAUGGACAUAAUCCUUCUACUAAUAAUGUUCAAAUACCAAGUAUUGUUGGCGCUAGUCAACUUCAAAACUAUUACACGCCUUUACCUCAAAUUGAUACAGCUACUGCAGCUAAAUUAUUGGAUUUCCCCUCUGAUUUACAGCGUCAAUUAUUAGAGCAAUUGAAUAAUAGUAUGAUGGCUCUUACUGGCGCUAGUUUAAAUCCUCCUCCUCCUCCUCCUACUACUACUACCACUACCACUACCACUACCGAAGAAACUCAAACUAAUAAUGAAAAUACUACCACUACUACUACUAAUACAGCUGAUAACCAACAACAUCAAAUGGAUACAAAUUCAUUUCAUACUACUACAAACGACAAUAAUGCAACUACAACAGCUGUACAAGAUGCACUCCAGCAAGUGAUUGCACAUGGACUCUCUACUACAACGAAUAGUACCGUUAGUAGUGACCAUAAUUCGCCUAUUCAAUAUAAUACAACAGAUCUAAUGGAAAAUAACAAAGAAAAUGAAUCAGGAGAAAAGAGUGAUUCAAUCAUGAAUGCUUCCACUGUAGAUAUUCCUCCUACCACCACCACCACCACCACCACCACUACCACCGACGCUGACAAUGAGUCAAUAAAGAAAGAUAAAGCAAGUGAAGAAGCCAAUUCAAAAAAAGAAGAGGAACAAACAAAAGAUGAAAAGAAGCCAGAAUAUCCGAUGGAUGCUGUUCUUACUUUGAUGCAAUUGAAUGCUGGUUGGAGACAAUAACAUGAUAAUAAUAAAAUUCUUUAUAAAUGUAAUAUG